AUGCCUUCUUUACUACUAAACCUAGUAGUCCGUAUUUGUCUUUUCAAUGUUAGUAACAGUGAUAAAAUUACUUUCGAAAAUGUGACAGUUCGGUCGUAUUUUUACAAAGGGGCACUAGAGACCCAAGCUACAUCUGUCAAUCUUAAAAAAAUGAUUCCUGAUGAAGAACCAGUGAGGGUGGACAUCACUGGAGGCGUCCCCAUCUUGUACGAAAAAUCCGUUUUCGACAUACCAAAUUUGAACAGUCUCGACCUGGCUGACGUGGGUUUGGAAGAAAUCAAGCCCGGAGCUUUUGGUAAUUUACCACUUUUAGACACUCUUUUUUUGAAUCGGAAUAACUUGACACUAAUCAAAAGUGGUACUUUUACCGAUCUAAAUGUAUCAUAUCUGGAUUUGUCAUCCAACUCAAUCUUCCUUUUACAACCACGAGCCUUCAAGAAUUUCAAAGCUGGUCACGUCUCACUUGAUAAGAACAAACUCACUGAAAUUUCAAGUGGUGUCUUCGAAAAUGUUACUCUGAGAAGCUUAAGUUUGGGUGAUAAUCAUCUCUACAUCAUCGCACCAAAAGCUCUGUCUGCAAUUGGAUUGACUACAUUGAGUCUGUUUGGUAACAAACUCGAGGAAAUCGAUCCGGAGGUGUUUGAUAUGCAAGAAUUAGUAUCACUCGAUUUGGAUGAUAACUCAAUCAAGCUUUUGCGACCUGGUGAUUUGAGAAACUUGCCAGAGUUGGAGGCGUUCAGUCUCGAGAAAAAUGGGUUGAAAGAAAUCCCAGAUGGUAUUUUCAACAACACCAAACUCACCUAUUUGAAUCUAGCUACAAACCAGAUUGUUAAAAUUGCGAGUAAAGCUUUUGAUGACAUGUUGGCGCUUAGAGUGUUGAAGAUUGACUCCAAUAAUCUAACCCAAUGGGAUGAUUGGCUGACAUCACCGUUCGCUUCUAUCUCAGUCCGUUUUAAUCAGAUUACUGAGAUUCCAGAUGAAGCUUUCAAGAACUAUUUUCGGUUGUUCAAUAUAAAUCUUCAAGGGAAUCGCAUCAGGAAGAUUUCAACUAAAGCUUUUCGGAAAUUGGAACAGAUUCGUUAUUUUAAUUUGGCCGAUAAUGAGAUUGAUAACUGGGAUCCAGAUACAUUGGGGAAUGUUAGCAUUGUUAGUUUGGAUCUCAGUGAAAAUAGGUUAAAGUGUAUUAAAGGAGAUUUGGAAACAAUUUUCAAGAAUGUUCAAAAGAUACGUUUGGAAAAUAAUCCUUGGAAAAAAGAGUGUGCUAAGAAGGUUGAGAAGUUUCAGAAAAAAAAGAAGCAAAUACCGUAG
Zophobas morio is the source of this 1308-nucleotide messenger RNA. Its product is annotated as vasorin-like. The transcript has a single exon. Gene Ontology annotation, cellular component: extracellular matrix. The record is from RefSeq and is a predicted model, not a curated record. Lineage: Eukaryota; Metazoa; Arthropoda; Insecta; Coleoptera; Tenebrionidae. Gene Ontology annotation, molecular function: protein binding. Bases 1 to 1308 code for a protein of 435 amino acids.